GCAGCCGUUGUUGGUGUGCGUGGCUAACUCUGGGCUCACGCAGUCACCAAAUUUCCCCUCUCCGACGCGGCCGUGUUCCUCGCCUUCCGCCUCCUGGAAUCCGAAACCGCCACGCCACCAUAGAGAAUGUGGUGGGACGAAGAAUUCCGAGAAGAAGAAGAAGAAGAAGAAGAAGAAGUGGAGGAAGAGGAGCAGCGAGAAUCUCCGGUCGAUUUCGAUUUCUUCUCCCUCCUGUCCAAGCCAAAGGAUUACUACAAGAUACUGGAAGUUGAUUAUGAUGCUACUGAAGAAAUAAUCCGUUCCAACUAUAUUCGUCUGGCAUUGAAAUGGCAUCCUGAUAAGAAAAAGGAGGAAAGUGCCACUUCAAGAUUUCAAGAAAUUAACGAGGCAUACAAAGUUUUAAGUGAUCCUGUCAAAAGGCGAGAGUAUGAUGAGAAGGGAGUAUGUGUAGUCGAAGACUAUAAUGCUAUUGAAUACCUGAACCGAUACAAGGGCCUGAUAUUAACAUGCAAUGGCCUUGGCAUUAGAUAUCCAAUAUGGUGAAUCAACUGCAAGCGGUGGAACAAUAUGGUGAAUCUCCUCGGUGCCGCUACCCCGCCUGGGCGGCUGACUGGGCCCGCUCCGCACCGGUUGCUGAGCCAGCCUCCUGACCUGAGGUCGACGGGCCGGCCAGCUCGAACCCGAAUUCCGCGCGAGGGAAGUUUUCCUUUGCUCCCAACAGAGGGACGGCGACGGGAGAGAGGAUUGUAAAUUUUUUUCCUCAUGGUCAAUCUUCUAUACUAUUAUAGCGCUGUUAUGUUUUCUUGCAUAUCUCAGUAUGAGGAGAGGGAUGUUGGUUUUGGUUUCUUAUAGAUUUAGAUUUCUAAAAAUUUUCUGUUCUCUUUAGACAAUAACUAUAUUUCUGGCUUUUGUUUGAGGAAGUAAUUUCAUGGAAUAUAAUGAGGAGAUUGACUUAAAUUUUGAAAUCACGAAAAGUCUCCAAAAAUCUAGGAGGGUUUCAAACAUUGAUGUAAUGUUUGAAUGUGAAGUUAAUUUAUUCAGAUUUUAUGUUGAGUAAAUACAUGGAACUUUUGAGUAUUCUAUGAGGCUGAGAGUUUUGCACUGUAUCAGGCAGCAUAAACUUUUGACUAUUCUUAUAUAUUAUGAUCUUGUGCAGAUUAUUCAGUGUUGUUUGUAUUUUUGUCUAAGAUUAUUGUGGUAUUUAUCAUGCUUUUACGACUAAGUAUUUUGUUUUUUGUUUUACGUUGACAUGUUCCGUAAAUGAGGCUCUACUUGCACGUACAUGCUUGUAAGAAUAUAUAGUCAAAUGCAUAUGCUAUGUCUCAUAAAAAUUGCCCUGCAUGGAGGUUGUGAUGAUGGACUAGAUUUUGUAGUAGCUAUAUUGCAUUUAGGAAAUCUACAAUGUGGUAUCCACUUUUGUGAGCAAUCUCAAAUAAGAGGACUAUUACAAACAGGCAACUAGUAUAUAUCAACUAUGUGGUCUUAACUAUCUAUUCAGGCCCAAAGCAUUAGGCGUUUGCUGUUCCAGUCAUAAAACAAUCAAUUUCAUCUUUGUAUCCCCAUGUUUACAUUCUAUCAUCAGGAACUUUUGGAAUAUUCAUGACAUUAGCUUUCGUGUCAGGCCCCAGAUUGAGGAAAAUAAGACCAAGAACCGUUAUAGGAGCUUAAAAGCCUCUUCAUUUUGCUUCAGUCAUGCUUUUGUUUGAACCAUUUCUAUAUGCUUGACUGUUGUAUUGAACUAUUCUGUUUCACACUAAAUGCAGCAUUACAAUUAUGGAAUAUGUUGUUUUAGUACUUCUUUUAGCAGAGUUGCCCCCACUGAGAUUUGCGCUUGUGCCUGAAAAUCCUCUAGUCCUAGACAUGUGCAGAGCUUUCUAAUUCCAUAGUGAUUCACUUUUAGCAAUUUUCAUAUUCCAUGGAUGUCUUAAUAACGAUUACUUUGACUUAACAGCCAUCGCAACUGUGGUCACCAUUGCGGAGAUUCUUAAAAACAAUGGCCUUGCGGUUGAGAAGAAGAUCAUGAAUCGAUGGUUGGUGUGGAGGAUGAGGCCAGGGGGACGGCUGUUGCAGAAAGCAAGGAUUGAGAUAUUGCUGGGAAAGACGGAAAAUUUUGAUGAAUUAAUGGCUGCAGCCGCACAGAGAGGUGAUGGAGAUGAUGAGCAGAAUUAAAAUAAAGUCUUGCUUUGUUUUCGGAUUGGCAGAUGGUGUUUGGUGAUUUCAAGGGCUAUUCCCAUGAAUCAAAGAGCAGCAUUAUUUGUUCUCCAACUCUCCGUGUAUGAUGAUUCUAGGUUGUAGUGUUUUUUUGUUGGAAUGGAAUAUGUGAACCAAAACUGAACUUUAAGGUCCAUUUUCAUUGCAAACGAUGGUUUCUCUCAUCCACUAUAUGGCAACACAUUGUUCUGACCUGUGAUAGCAUCUUGAAACAGAGAUAUCUGACCUGUGAAAAUAUUUUUGCUUAUAAAAGGAAUAUAACCAUUUCAA
This is a messenger RNA of Musa acuminata AAA Group (dessert banana), 2481 nucleotides long. RefSeq lists its product as uncharacterized. Bases 127 to 543 code for a protein of 138 amino acids. The transcript is spliced from 7 exons. Gene Ontology annotation, cellular component: nucleus; cytoplasm. Lineage: Eukaryota; Viridiplantae; Streptophyta; Magnoliopsida; Zingiberales; Musaceae. The record is from RefSeq and is a predicted model, not a curated record.